This is a messenger RNA of Coturnix japonica (Japanese quail), 4042 nucleotides long. It is a transcript of the gene TP53I11, whose product is annotated as tumor protein p53 inducible protein 11. The record is from RefSeq and is a predicted model, not a curated record. Lineage: Eukaryota; Metazoa; Chordata; Aves; Galliformes; Phasianidae.
GGGGCGCGGUAAAGCGGCGCCGCGCCGGGGGCCGGGCUCAGUCUGCGGGCACUGCUGCGCCGGCGAUCGGCUUAUCUUGCUGAUCCGCAUCUCUGUGCCCAUGGGGCAGCAGCUCCGGCCCAUCAUUCCAUCGCCGAGACGCGCGGUAGCGCGGUUGUGGUGACAGCUGGUGCCCUCCUCACAGACCUGGACAACUUCCCCACAGCCAGCAUGGGCAGCCUACAGCUCCCUAUCUCAGUACCAGGGCGAUGAGGAGCCAUCUGCUGGCCUAGAAGGACGAAUUUUGCGCUUCUUUUAAAAAUUUUUUGUUUUAUGAAUCCUGUGAGAUUUCAUGUGAAAACACUUCGUGCAGUAUCACAGCUGUGAGCCCUGUGGGCUGGAGGUGGUAGCCCUCCAUUUGUGGCCAGCCCAGCCGAAGAAUCAUACCCUGGGCUGACCCACAGGUGUGGGGCUUGGCCCUGCAGCAUUCCCAGCCAGUGUGGCUCAGGCUUCUCCCCUCAGUUCUCCCACCAGUGGAUCGGAGGCCUGCAGCCCACACACUGCCAUGGCAGCCAAGCAGCCCCCACCACUGAUGAAGAAGCACAGCCAGACUGACCUGGUGAGCAGGUUGAAGACACGCAAGAUCCUGGGGGUCGGUGGUGAGGAUGAUGAUGGUGAGGUCCAUCGCUCCAAGAUUAGCCAAGUCCUGGGAAAUGAAAUCAAGUUUGCUGUCCGGGAACCCUUGGGGCUCAGGGUCUGGCAACUGGUUUCCGCCGUCAUGUUUUCUGGAGUGGCCAUCAUGGCCCUGGCUUUCCCUGAUCAGCUCUACGAUGCCAUUUUCAAUGAGGAGUCAGUGAGCAGUAAGAUUCCCAUCCGGCUCUAUGGAGGAGCCCUCCUCAGCAUCUCACUCAUCAUGUGGAAUGCUCUGUACACGGCUGAGAAAGUCAUCAUACGCUGGACCCUGCUGACGGAGGCGUGCUACUUUGCUGUGCAGUUCCUGGUUACCAUGGUCUCCCUGGUCGAGAGCAGCCGAAUGGCCACGGGUGCUGUGCUCCUCCUGGUCAGCCGAGUCUUCUUUGUUCUCAUCAGCAUUUAUUAUUAUUACCAAGUUGGACGCCGUCCCAAGAAAGUCUAAUUCCUGGGCUUUUUGUCAUGGGAAGGGUGGGAGGGGGGGGGUUUGUGUCGGUAAUUUUGCAUUAUAACUUUUCUUUUGUUAGUCCCUUUUUGUUAUAAAGUGAUUUACUUCUUUUCCACUUACCGGCAUGAAUCAGUGUGUAACCCGGUGCUGGUGGCACUGCCAGGUGAUGUGUGGGGAGAACAGCAUUUUGUGGGCCCCCCAGCAGUCCCCUCUGCAGGGAGGCAAGUGAAGUGCAUGAGAUGGGCUCAGGGAAAGAGCCAAGUUUCUGGAGAACUGGUCAAUGGGAUUGUAGGCUCUGAAACUCUUAAACAAAGCACAAAACAAGAAACCAAAUCCCUGUCCAGUGAAGGACUCGUCUGCUCCCCUCAGUGGGUCUCGUGUGUGCCUCUUGGCAUGCAUCCUCACGUGCUUGGCCCAUGUCCAUGUUAGCACAUGCUGACUGCUUGCCUGGCUGGGAGCUGGUUGGGAGUCAGUGCUGCUGAGUUUGCAGACAGCUGUUCUUUCCUCACUGCUGGAGGUCCAGCUCUGGUUUUGUUUUUGCACUGGGUGCUUGCAAAACUUGGCAGGAGAGGCAGCAAAAGAAACUCCUUGCUUGUUCCCUCUGUAGGGAUAGCACUGGGAACAGUGUCACAGCUUGAACUAUACUAGGUGAGAAGUAAAGGAAGCUACUGGAAUAAGCCUUUUGAACACAGACAUCCUUUUGCUUGGGAUGUUUCAUGACAUUCCUAGGCCAGCAUUCUGUCUCCAUCCCAGAACACUUCCUACAGCUGCAGCUUUGCAGUAGUUUUGAUAGUGGCAGCUGUGAGGCAGAAGGGAUGAGGCUUUAGUUAAGUGGGGACUGGAGUCUGCUGUGAGAGCAGUGAGCUUGUUGGACCAAAGCUCGUCCCACUCAGAUGCUUUAGGAUACUGUUUAACUGCUACAGAGAACAGCACGGGUGGAGGGGCAUAUGAAGGCAUUAUUGUCAAUUAGAGAAGGAUUGAAUGUGCUAUAGCAUUUGCUGGCCAUUUUCUCUUAUAUCAUCACCUGGGCUUAACAGUAUCAUCUGCCCAACUUCUUAGUGCUUUCCUUGUAGAUUAUUCCUGCCCACAGCUGGAGGCUGCAUUGUUAUUCUCUGUGGGACUGAAGCCAGAAGGGCUGCAUACAGGAUAUGGACUUAUGGGCUACUGCUGACAGGAUCGAAGUGAGCCCUGGAACUGAGCUGACAUCCCAAAGUCCCAGCAGAAGGAUGCCUGCACAAACAGUGCUGGUGUGACCAGCAGACCUCAGAUCACUGGUGAGACAGGGAGCUACAGCUGUUUGCUGUCUGGUACCUUCGUAGAGUUAGAAGAAGCUAGCGGCUAGUUACUGUAUGGUGUGUUUGUGUUGUUGGCGUUUAGAAGCAGCUGCCUCAGUGUUGGAACACUGGAUGUGUUGCACCUGUUGGCCAUGCAAAGUGUCAGGUAAGAACACUGGGAGUAGCUGAAACAGGAAACACUGAUGACAUCCAGCAGAAGACUGAAUGCUGGAGAUUCCCACCCUGCCAAGCUGCUCUCAGUGUGUCCAAAACAGGACAGCAAGCAACUUAAAUUGCUAUUUAAGAGCAGCCUUCUUCAGGUGGAAGAGUUAGGCUCUGGGAGGGAGACAGUCUCUCUUUGAGAUAAUGACACAGAGCCCUGAGGGCAGCACAGAGCUGGUGGGAGAGCUGUAAGGUGUCAGCCAUGGCUGCUGCUCCCACCCUGCACACUGGCCACAUGGGCAGCACAGUGCUACAGCUGCAGUUGUUGGUAUAGGUAAGUGAAGCGUGAGUCUUUGUGUUUUGGGGUCACAUGAACGUAUACAGACUGAUCGUGGGGUUAGGGGGUGGGAAAUAGCAGUUCUAGGAAAGACAAGUAAAACUGACCAAGGGCAAUCUUACAGAAGAGGAAAUGGAGGGCCUUUUUCAUGCUGUCCUCUCCCCUUCACUUUGGCAGCAGACUGAGGAUCUUAGUUGUGUUUUGACUUUAGGGCUGUUGCUGGCUGCUGAUCAGGGUACCUGGAAAUGCCAACUAGCAAGUGAGAGAAAUGAGUCAGCUUUCUAAAGACUUCUUGAUGGUUAAAGUAGAUAGGGGCACGGUGAAAGCUUUCCAAUACAGCUUUACACCAGGUGAGGUCAGAUUCCUCUUUAGUUCCCUGUUGUCUCUGCAAGACUUAGAGCAGCGAGCCACUUCUGGUUUUGCCAUUUGAUGUCUCUGCAGUGCAGACAGAAAUCAACUGUGGCUGUUUGUCUUCAGCAAUACGACAGGGGGGGAAAAAGGAAGGGAAUGCUGAAGCUUUUGUAUUGUGUCCCUAAGGAUAGCAGCAUUGGGAUCAUAGCUGCAGGUAGCAGCUGCGUACAUAAUUUGGGAUCAAAAGCCUAAGGCAUCACUUCAGGCUCUGAUGUGCUGAGAGAAGAUCUCCAUUGGCCUCAGUUUCCUUAUGUGCUGAAAUGUGAGAAAAGCUUUGGACUGCCAUCAUCUCCCCAGGGAUAGUUUGCAAUUCACCUGCUUGUAUGUGUGUAUCACCGAGCAGGGUUGCAGGCUGUGCUCUGAGCAGGCACAAGCAGGACGGACCCUGUUCCAUGGGGGAGACCCAAACCCUUGCAUUCCUCAAGCCCUCAGUUUUGAGGGUGAAGAAAGCUUACAUUUACGGAACUCUCUGCAUCGCCUUAUUUACGCCUAACCACCAUCUGGCAAACUGGAGCUGGUGACAAAAGAGAGGCUGUCUGUCUGUCUGUCCUAAGCUGGCCAAUUCUUUCUGGUCAAGGGUUUUUACUUGGGGUGGUGGGGGGAAGGGGAGAAUGGGACACUUGAGUUUAUACCUCAUUUUGGCUGCUGUAACUGACUUUAUUCUUUUUCCUUUGGUAAGAAAGUGACUGUACUUAACACCAAGCAAAUAGUGAAAAUUAAAGCCGUUUCACUUCACUGUCA